This is a messenger RNA of Clupea harengus (Atlantic herring), 655 nucleotides long. Its product is annotated as granzyme K-like. The record is from RefSeq and is a predicted model, not a curated record. The transcript is spliced from 3 exons. Bases 57 to 611 code for a protein of 184 amino acids. Lineage: Eukaryota; Metazoa; Chordata; Actinopteri; Clupeiformes; Clupeidae.
GGGCUGGAGUGUCCAUUGUUGGAGGGAAGGAGAUUAAAGCUCACUCCAAACCGUGGAUGGCAUCCAUCCAGGUCGACAAGAAGCACAUCUGUGGAGGAUUCCUCAUUCAGGACCAGUGGGUUCUUACUGCUGCCCACUGUAAAGGGAUCUGUCAAAAGUUGGAACUUGCGACUGUCCUCUUGGGCGCUCACUCUCUGAAGAAUGAGAAAAACACAAUUCGGGUGGGAAUCGAGAGAUGUGCAAUCCCCCGUACCUUCAGCAUGACAACACGAGCUAAUGAUAUCAUGUUAAUGAAGCUCAGGGACAAAGUCAAGGUCAAGAAGGAGAAAGUGAAACCAGCGAAACUACCUAAAUCGCCCAAAGAUGUUCCGCCUUACACACAGUGCCAGGUGAUUGGCUGGGGAUACACAGACCAAAAACUCAAAACGCCCUCAGACGUCCUCCGAGGUGUGGACGUGGCGAUCAUAGACCGUGAUUACUGCAACUGCCUCUACAAUCGCAGUCCAGUCAUCACAGCAGACAUGCUCUGUGCAGGCAACAAAAAGCCACUGCAUGACUCCUGCACGGUAUGUAUAAAGUCUUCAAAAGAAUCAACAAUAUCAGGUUAUUGACAGGAGGUUAUAAAAACCAGUGGGCGACAGUGGUACAGGAGGUA